Pleurotus ostreatus (oyster mushroom) is the source of this 2265-nucleotide messenger RNA. RefSeq lists its product as uncharacterized. Gene Ontology annotation, molecular function: oxidoreductase activity; FAD binding. The transcript is spliced from 13 exons. The record is from RefSeq and is a predicted model, not a curated record. Lineage: Eukaryota; Fungi; Basidiomycota; Agaricomycetes; Agaricales; Pleurotaceae. Bases 1 to 2265 code for a protein of 754 amino acids.
AUGCUUGUAAGUCCCCGACUCGUACUUACGCAAUUGCUCUCGCACAACCCCUUGGCGCAGAUUGAUUAUCAGAAAAUCGCCACCAAAUUCACCGAUCAAGGCAUCCAUGUCUUCAAGAAAGGCACCACUGGCUACAAUGAUAGUAUCAGGCAUGUCCUACAGAAUGGCAGUCGACCAUCUGCAUUCGCAGUCCAGCCAUUGGACGUAGAUCAGCUUGCCAAGACAAUGGUGAUUUUGUCGGAAAAUAGGGUUCCAUUUGGAAUAAAAGGUUGUGGUUCUUCAUGGAACCCGGGCGCCAGCUCAACCAAUGGAGUGCAGAUCUACAUGACCUUCUUUGAUAAAAUUGACUUCAGCAAUGAAGCUUAUAUCGAUGUUGGUGCAGGAUGUCUAUGGGCCCAAGUCUAUGCUGCCAUGGAAAACUCCGGGAAGAAUGUUGUUGGUGGUAUCGGUGGAGUCGCAACCUUCCUGUUGGGUGCCGCUUACUCCCUUAGCAAGUCGAAUCAAUAUGGACUCACUAUCGACCACAUACUCGAAAUGGAAAUCGUUCUACCAAAUGGAAAGGUAAUGACCGUAAAGGAAGAUGGUGAAGGAUCGGAUUUAUUCGAGGCUCUCAAGGGUGGCGGAAAUAACUUUGGAGUCGUAACUAGAUUCAGGCUGAAGACACACGAUCAGGGGCCAAUUUGGGGCGGGACUUUCGUGUUUCGAAAUGAAUGCGAAACGGAAGUGACAAACGCCAUAAAUACGUUCAUUCGUGAGGAGAUGCGCCGUGAAGAGACGCAUCGCGAGCCCUCCUGCCGCGAAGCAGAGUUGUUUGCUACAUUCCGUUCUUUCGUGACUGAUGGUGAAUUAAAGCACGAUAUCUCCGUUACCUGUGUUUACGACGGCCCAAAGCCAGAAAGGAACCCGUGGGCAUCGUUCGUCGGUAUCAGUGAAAAGGCAGGGGCCUUGAAGGAUUCCAGACAGACCAACGGGGUCUCGUAUGAUAUCAACCGGUUGUCCGAUAUCAGGUCAUACACUAUAGUCGAUGCUCUGAUGUCCGAAUCCUUCCCUGGGCCUCAAAAUCAUAACACGCGUGGUCGACUCGGCUGUAUCAUGGUGAAUGGGUACAACAAGGCGCUCAUCAACACAAUUGCCAGCGAAGCCAAGGUAGCAGCACAGGAGAUGAAGACCCGUGGGGGAAAACUGCUUUCGUUUCCUUUUUUCCCUUGCGUUACUUCUAUCUUCAAUAACAGCAAGCCUGCCGCCUGGCCUCAUUCACGCGACCGCGUGAUCGUCCCUCUCUCAGCUUACUUCUUGUGGGAAGGUCAGGAGAAUGACGAAUUCUGGUCUGUUAGGAUGCAAACAACCUUGAAUAACAUCAAGGCGGUGGCUCGUCGAGAGGGUUACAUCUAUGAGGAUUCCCCGGAAUACCCUACUUUGGCUUUCGGGACAACGAACGCGGAAGAAAUCUAUCGAGAAAACUUAGAUAAACUCGUUGCCAUUCGAAAGAAAUACGAUCCCGACAACGUCAUGGGGCUAACCGGAGGAUUCAAAAUCCCCCUUCUCAUCAAGAAGCCGAUCUUAACUAAGAAAACGAGUGGCGCGAAGAAGGGUGAACAUGGCCGCCAGUUGCUGAAACUCUACGACACCGUCGUCAUCGUAGACGACUCUUCGUCUAUGUGCGAGGAGGAUCGCUGGGCUCACGCACAGCAAGCCGUUGAAGGAAUUGCCGAAGUCGCUGCCCAGUACGAUUCCGAUGGCAUCGAUCUGCACUUCAUAAAUAGCACACAAGUUGGGACCAGAUUGACACGGACCGAACAUGUGAUGUACCUGUGCUGCCAGGCGGAGCUCGUUGGUAACACUCAAAUCGGGGCCAAGCUUGGUGCUCUGUUAUGGGAGUAUAUAGCUAAGAUCACCACUGCUCGAAAGCAGGCGCCUUCUAGUCGUUAUUCCAUCAAGCGCAUGAACCUGAUUGUGGUCACGGAUGGUGACACUACAGAUGGAGAUUCUGAUUUCGAUGUUUUGGCAUCGGUGAUUACAGGAGCUGCAAAGAGACUCAAAAGCGAUGGUUGGCCACCCAACCAAGUUGGAAUAAGCUUCGUUCAAGUUGGAAAUGCCGACGAUGCAGAGAAGUACCUUCAACACCUCGACGAUGAUCUUUCCAAACAAAACGAGAUCCCCGACAUGGUCGACACCACUCGUUACCAUCCAGAGCAACUCGAUGACGCCCUCUUGUCUAAAAUAUUGCUGGGAGGCAUCAGCAGGGUUUAUGACCGUGACGUCUAG